AUGGCAUCCGAAGACCCUGCAAUCCGUAACCGUAAACCGCUAUCUACCGAUACCGCCGCUGACACGCCUGGCGUUGGAAACUCUACCAAGCGAAAGAUUAAGUCUGAGGUCCAAAGCGGAAUCUCAUUCCUCGAUGUCCUUCGCGUUAUCUCUGGAAUUAUAGUGCUUAGCAGUGUCAUGAGUUGGUUCGUGACCGACGGUGAGAGCUUCACAUGGGGUUAUAAGCCAGCUGCUUUGAGAUGGAACAAUGUCAAGAUGAUGUUUCGCACUCCCCUAAAUCUCACCGAUGCCGAGCUCGCGCGUUAUGAUGGCAAAGACCCCAAACUCCCAAUCUACGUUGCUGUCAACGGAAGCGUCUUCGAUGUCACCGCGAACCCGGCUACCUAUGGCCCUGGCGGCGGGUACCAUUUUUUCUCUGGACGUGACGCGGCACGCGCUUUCGUCUCCGGCUGUUUCCGCGAGGAUUUGACUUGGGAUAUGCGUGGACUCGAGGAAAUGUACAUCAAGGGUGCUGAGCUCGAGACCGACCUGGCUGAGAAGGCUGAAAUCGAAAGGCUCGAGACGGAUGGCUCCAUGGCAGGCAGGUUGUCAAGUCGAUUGCCCAUUGGGAUCAGUUCUUUAGGAACCACGACAAGUAUUUCUAUGUUGGAAUCGUCACACACCCAGAUAUAA
Molecule: messenger RNA, 672 nt
Organism: Morchella importuna
Lineage: Eukaryota; Fungi; Ascomycota; Pezizomycetes; Pezizales; Morchellaceae
Exons: 3
Coding region: 1-672 (223 amino acids)
Cellular component (GO): endomembrane system; membrane
Source: RefSeq, a predicted model, not a curated record